Molecule: messenger RNA, 1038 nt
Organism: Penicillium verhagenii
Lineage: Eukaryota; Fungi; Ascomycota; Eurotiomycetes; Eurotiales; Aspergillaceae
Product: cupin domain-containing protein
Exons: 2
Coding region: 1-1038 (345 amino acids)
Source: RefSeq, a predicted model, not a curated record
AUGUCUCUGCCAUUCUCAAAUCAACCCCCCGCUGAGCGGAUCCCCUAUGCUAUCCCCCAAUUGGAGGGUGAACGCAUUACCAUCCCCGGUAGCAAGGGUGUCUUCCGCAUCUUGACUUCCUCAAAGCAGACUGAUGGCUUGAUGGCCGUUUUCACAAGCGGUGCCACUCUUUCCGAUGCUCCCGGCUUCCACUACCACAACAAAGCCCACGAUGUCUUCUUGGUGACCAAGGGAUUCCUUAAGCUGUACAACGGAGACAAGUGCCGGAUCAUGGGUCCCGGUGACUUUGCCUAUGUCCCACCGCUCGUCGUUCACAUGCCCGACAUGAUCGGCCCACACACCGAGCUCCAAGGCCUCAUUACCCCCGGUGACUGGGUCGACUUCUUCCGCUAUGUCUCCGAGCCCUACGAAGGUAUCCUGUGUCCCGAGACUGAUGACCGGGACAUCAAGUCCCUCCUGAUCCCCAAGGUGAUGGCCGCCAAGGGCAAAUUCGACGUCGUCUUCCAGCCUCACUACCAGCCCCCCGAUCUGGGCGAGUGGACCAAGGACGACGAGAAGCUUCCCGAGGGAUCCGAGGGUUACUUCCUCCGUGCAAACACUGGUCCCCGCUGGAUGUUGGGUGGUGUGAUGUCCCGUCCGUUUGUCACUACCAAGCAGAGCAGCGGGGUGUGUGCUAUUUCCAGCAUUGAGUCAUCUAAGGAUUACGGUGAAACUGCGCUCUCCAAGUUCAUGACCUUUAACAAGGUUGACCACUGCUUCUGUGUGAUGGAGGGUUCUCUCAAGGUCCGUCUGGAGGGCUCUGGAGAGACCAUCUUCCGUGAGGGUGAAACCGUGGUUAUUCCUGCUGGACAGGCAUUUGCGCUGGACUUUGUGAGCAAGUAUGUCAAGGUUCACUCCUUCGCUGAUGGUGAUGGUAUUGAGACCCUCAUCCACGAGCUGGGUAAGCCCGUGGAGGGUGUUGUCUUGCCAGACCAGGCUCCUGAGUGGGACCCUUCACAGCUAGCGUCAGUGGCGGAGCGACUCAACGUGACCUUUUAA